Molecule: messenger RNA, 1262 nt
Organism: Dalotia coriaria
Lineage: Eukaryota; Metazoa; Arthropoda; Insecta; Coleoptera; Staphylinidae
Product: probable inactive tRNA-specific adenosine deaminase-like protein 3
Exons: 2
Coding region: 245-1228 (327 amino acids)
Cellular component (GO): cytoplasm; nucleus
Molecular function (GO): tRNA-specific adenosine-34 deaminase activity
Source: RefSeq, a predicted model, not a curated record
GUAGAAUACAACAUAAAAACGUGCUCGGCUUCUCUGACGUCUCAACAAUUCACGCGAUAUUCUACAACUUAAAUAAAUUCAAAUUUAAAAAAGCACUUAUUAAUCUUUGUGUUCGAAUAAAAAUAAAUGUGACUUUACCAGCUAAUUUCUGUUAAAAUUACGUUUUAAUGACUAUAUAGUUAUAGGUUAUAAUCGACAACAAUUCCACAAAUACAAAAAUUGGCGCCAAGAAAUCCGCGAGAAAAUGGAAGAAAAACGUCGAAAACUAUCACAAAUUCGACUGGAAUCUGUCCUGCCUGAUGAACUCAUCGAAAACACUCCAUUAAUCAAUGUUUUCACAGCGACGGUCAUCGAUCCAAAGAAUAUCUCCAAAGUAAUACUUGAAAUAAACCAGCUGCUACCAAUUCCAGACUUGCAACAUUUAAAACGAAUGAAAUCUAGGAACAUUUUACUUUUUCCUGUUGCAUGGAUAGAUAAUUCCACAAACGAAGAAGUUAGAAAUUUUUUACAAACAAAAAACAUCUCUAUACAAUAUUUAAACAUAGAAGAUAUAAAAACAGUCUCUGUAGCUGCAAUUCCACCGAAAACUAAAAGUCAGUACACAGUCAUCAAUCAAUUAUGGCCGUGCAACUUUCACAGCAACAAAUAUCUGGAGCAACUCGUAGAAAACACAAUAUUUUCAUCCGAAGAACUAGAAACACACACGAAAUUCCUCCGAUUAGCGAUGGAAAUUCGAAAAAAAUCAAACGGAAAUAAAUGCGGCGUGAUUGUGACAGAUCCUCAAAGAAAUGACCUUAUUUUAUCAGGCGGAUACAGUAUGGCUGAGAAAAAUCCAAUUCUACACGCUGCGAUGGUUGCGAUAGAUGGCGUUGCGAGAACACAAAAUGGCGGAGCAUACAAUGAGUACCCAAUCGAUAUUGACUGGGAGAAUCUUCUUCAAGGUGACUUUAAAGGCGUUGCUGUCAAAGAGAAAGUAAACAAUGUUUAUGAAAUCGAUGAAAGUGAAUAUUUAUGUACGAAUUACAAUAUUUACAUGACUAAUGAGCCGUGUACGAUGUGUGCGAUGGGGUUGAUCCACAGUCGAGCUAAAAGAAUAUUCUAUAUUUAUCCAAGUCAAAAUGGCGCAUUGGGUACAACGUGUAAAAUUCACGCAGUGAAAGAUCUCAAUCAUCAUUAUGAAGUGUUUAAAGUUGCAGCAGAAGAUAUAGAUUAUUUCCAAUGUGAAUAAAAUAAAAUAAAAUAAAAUAAAGUUUGAUGUUUGA